Molecule: messenger RNA, 762 nt
Organism: Quercus lobata
Lineage: Eukaryota; Viridiplantae; Streptophyta; Magnoliopsida; Fagales; Fagaceae
Product: cell number regulator 2-like
Exons: 4
Coding region: 42-497 (151 amino acids)
Source: RefSeq, a predicted model, not a curated record
UUUGCCAUCCUCGUCCUGAUACAUCUUUCCAUCUCUAAAAUAUGGCCGCUCCACAGCUUCCAACCAUGGGAAAGUGGUCCACCGGAAUAUGUGGUUGCUUUGAAGACUGCUCCAAUUGCUGUGUUACCUGCGUGUGUCCCUGCCUCACCUUUGCCCGCAAUGCUGAGAUAGUGGACGAGGGACGAACAUCUGCUUUUACCGCAGGCCGAAACUAUUUGGUGCUUUGCAAUUUCGUGCCGGUUUUGGGCGCAACUUUAUACGGAUGCAUGUACCGAUCCAAACUGAGACGCCGCUUUGAGUUGCCAGAACAGCCGUGCAAGUACUGCGGGGAUUGCUGUGUCCAUCAGCUAUGCUGUUAUUGCGCUCUUUGCCAAGAGCACCGCGAGCUCACAAACCGUCAAAUGGAUCCAAGAGGAGGUUGGAGAAAAUCCUAUGAUACGAUAAUGAAUCCAAAAGUAGCAGCUCCAAUUCCUGAACCGGGCAUGACUCGUAAGUAGGGCUUUCAUGCAUGACAGUUUGUUCUACAUUCAUGAUUCAUCCCACUUGAGUCAAGUUUGUUAUUCGCAUGUUCCUUUAAUUUUUCUCUUAUGUUCCUCAACGCUUAGUGUGUUCUCUCUCUCUCUCUCUCUCUCUCUCUCUCUCUCUCUCUACAAUUUCCUUUGGUGCAAAACAUCUUCUGUUUGGUGUUUGGGUUUGUGGUUUUGUACACUCUAAAAUGAAUGGAAUGAUUGGUGGUGUGUUAAUGUAAUUGAGAUUUCUUUC